AUGACCGCCAAGCAAGUGCAUCUCCAAUCCACGGCGCGUGCCAAUGCGAUACCCCAUCUCGUGAUAUCUCCCGCCAAGCGACAUAACAGGAAGGCCAGAAAGAACCAACAUUCCACGCCUCACGUGCCAGACCCUGAGGAUCAAAGGACUCGCCAAGGGAAUGCCAAUGCUGUUAUCUGGGGUAGUGCUUAUCGAGGGACUCUGUAUUCAGCAGGUGCUUUUGUCAGUGUCAACAGUAGCGCCUUGGUGUUGUGA
Fusarium verticillioides 7600 is the source of this 255-nucleotide messenger RNA. RefSeq lists its product as hypothetical. The transcript has a single exon. The record is from RefSeq and is a predicted model, not a curated record. Bases 1 to 255 code for a protein of 84 amino acids. NCBI's taxonomy places the organism in Eukaryota, Fungi, Ascomycota, Sordariomycetes, Hypocreales, Nectriaceae.